This is a messenger RNA of Neopelma chrysocephalum (saffron-crested tyrant-manakin), 786 nucleotides long. Its product is annotated as E3 ubiquitin-protein ligase TRIM39-like. Gene Ontology annotation, molecular function: protein binding. Lineage: Eukaryota; Metazoa; Chordata; Aves; Passeriformes; Pipridae. The record is from RefSeq and is a predicted model, not a curated record. The transcript is spliced from 2 exons. The coding region runs from base 10 to 591 and encodes 193 amino acids.
GACAGCCUCAUGUUCCAGCUGCAGGAACCAGCCGAGGUGACCCUGGACCCCUCCACCGCCCACCCCAACCUGCGCGUGUCCGAGGACGGCAAACAAGCCCGGGGCCACCUCUCGCCCCGCGGGGACGCCCCCGACGGGCCCCAGAGGUUCGACUUCGAGCCCUGCGUGCUGGCCCGGGGGGGCUUCACCGGGGGCCGCCACUUUUGGGACGUCGAGGUGGGGCGGGAAGGGGGGGUCUGGGCGCUGGGGGUGGUCCGGGAAUCGGCCCCCAGGAAGGGACCCCUGAGCCUCGCCCCCCGAGACGGAUUUUGGGCUCUGGGGGCUUUCCACUCGCUCACGGACCCCCGCGCCGAGCGGAGCCCCCUCCCCCGGCGCCUGCGGGUGGCCCUGGACUACGAGGGGGGCCGGGUGGGCUUCUACGGGGCCGAGGAUGGGGGGCCCAUCCUGGAACCCAUCCUGGAGCAUUCCCGGGCCGCCUUUCGGGGGGAGAGGGUCCUGCCCUGGUUCCGCCUGGGGUUGGGGGCGCGGCUCAGGGAGGGGUCGCCCCUGGACUGGGUGGGCUUUGGGGUCCCGCUCAGGAUCUGUCGGUGAGGGGGGGUGCGAGGGGUGCCGGGGGGGAUUCUUGGGUCCUUCCGAGUGUGCGAGGGAAUUCCCGGCUCCAGGGAAUUGUCGGGUCGUCCCCCUUGUCCCAGGGAAUUCUCAGCUUCAAGGAAUUCCCGAGUCCUCCCCCGUGUCCCAGGGAAUUCCUGGCUUCAGGGAAUUCUCGGGUGCUCCCGCGUGUCCCAG